AUGACCCACCAGUUCCCAGCGCUGUCUCCAGAGCAGAAGAAAGCUCUUUCAGACAUUGCUCAGCGGAUUGUGGCUUCAGGAAAGGGGAUCUUAGCUGCAGAUGAAUCAGUGGGUACCAUGGGGAACAGGCUGCAGAGGAUCAAUGUGGAGAACACAGAGGAGAAUCGCCGUGCUUUUCGAGAGAUCCUCUUCUCUUCGGAUGCUUCUAUCAAUCAGAGCAUUGGGGGAGUGAUCCUCUUCCACGAGACUCUCUAUCAGAAAGACAGCAGUGGGAAGCCAUUCCCAUCUAUCAUCAAAGAAAAAGGCAUUGUGGUGGGAAUAAAGUUGGAUAAAGGCACAGCACCUCUAGCAGGAACAAAUGGAGAAACUACCAUACAAGGACUGGAUGGACUGGCUGAGCGCUGUGCCCAGUACAAGAAAGAUGGUGUUGACUUUGGCAAAUGGCGUGCAGUGCUGAAGAUAACCAGCACAACUCCCUCUCAACUUGCUAUCCAGGAGAAUGCUAACACACUAGCACGCUAUGCCAGCAUCUGCCAGCAGCAUGGAUUGGUGCCCAUUGUGGAGCCAGAAGUCUUGCCUGAUGGAGAUCAUGAUCUCCAACGUUGUCAGUAUAUCACAGAAAAGGUUCUGGCUGCUGUCUACAAGGCUUUGAAUGAUCAUCAUGUCUACUUGGAAGGGACACUGCUGAAACCCAAUAUGGUGACGGCUGGGCAUUCCUGCCCCAAGAAGUACACCCCUCAGGAUGUAGCCAUAGCAACUGUCACUACUCUCCUCCGCACUGUUCCUGCUGCUGUCCCUGGAAUCUGCUUCCUGUCUGGAGGUCAAAGUGAAGAGGAAGCUUCUCUCAACCUAAAUGCCAUGAAUCAGUGUCCUCUGCCUAAACCAUGGAAACUGACUUUUUCAUAUGGGAGAGCUCUGCAAGCCUCUGCUCUGGCAGCAUGGGUGGGAAAAUCGGAGAAUAAGAAGGCUGCACAAGAAGCCUUCUGCAAGCGGGCACAGAUUAAUAGUUUAGCUUGCAGAGGACAGUAUGUCGUGUCUGGGAAGACUGAUGCAGCUGCCAUGCAGUCACUUUUCACUGCCAGCUACACCUACUGAAAGUGCAGGAAACCUGCUUUUGUCCCAUCUCUCUUCGUAGGCUGGAGAUAUUCAGAAUGAAAGAAAACCAAAGAAAUCUAAUUCCCCUUGCCCUAAAUAAAACAGAAAAUAAAAUAGAUUAGCUUCCCUGCCACCUUUUGCUCCCAUGACUUAGGGAUAGAAUAUUCUUGUCUUAUCUACACAUUCUGUACAAACAGAAUGCUUCCCAGAGAAUAAGCAACAACUGCCAUUGAAACACUAACCCACUACCCCUUUGGUUUAAACUCCUUCCUCAAAAUAGAAGGCAGAUCAAGUGGUAGUCAGGAAUCCAUGUUCUGUAGCAAUUCAGAUGCAUAUCUUUGUCCACAUUCUGCUGCCA
Rhea pennata is the source of this 1453-nucleotide messenger RNA. RefSeq names its product aldolase, fructose-bisphosphate B (gene ALDOB). Lineage: Eukaryota; Metazoa; Chordata; Aves; Rheiformes; Rheidae. Gene Ontology annotation, molecular function: fructose-1-phosphate aldolase activity; fructose-bisphosphate aldolase activity. Gene Ontology annotation, cellular component: cytosol. Gene Ontology annotation, biological process: glycolytic process; fructose 1,6-bisphosphate metabolic process. The transcript has 8 exons. The record is from RefSeq and is a predicted model, not a curated record. The coding region runs from base 1 to 1095 and encodes 364 amino acids.